Perognathus longimembris pacificus (Pacific pocket mouse) is the source of this 1605-nucleotide messenger RNA. RefSeq names its product histone-binding protein RBBP4-like. The record is from RefSeq and is a predicted model, not a curated record. Gene Ontology annotation, cellular component: ESC/E(Z) complex; NuRD complex; nucleus. Gene Ontology annotation, biological process: regulation of gene expression. Bases 43 to 1212 code for a protein of 389 amino acids. NCBI's taxonomy places the organism in Eukaryota, Metazoa, Chordata, Mammalia, Rodentia, Heteromyidae. The transcript has a single exon. Gene Ontology annotation, molecular function: histone binding.
AAAAUAUGGAAAAAGAACACUCCCUUUCUGUACGAUUUGGUGAUGACCCAUGCCCUGGAGUGGCCCAGCCUCACUGCGCAGUGGCUUCUCGAUGUGACCAGACCUGAAGGGAAAGAUUUCAGCAUUCAUUGCCUUGUCCUGGGGAAACACACAUCGUAUGAACAGAACCACCUUGUGAUAGCCAGCGUACAGCUCCCCAAUGAUGAUGCACAAUUUGACACAUCACACUAUGACAGUGAGAAAGGAGAAUUUGGAGGUUUUGGCUCUGUUAGUGGGAAAAUUGAAAUAGAAAUCAAGAUUAACCAUGAAGGAGAAGUAAACAGGGUCCGUUACAUGCCUCAAAAUCCUUGCAUCAUUGCAACAAAGAUUCCAUCCAGUGAUGUUCUUGUUUUUGACUACACAAAACAUUCUUCUAAGCCAGACCCUUCUGGAGAGUGCAACCCAGACUUACGUCUCUGUGGACAUCAGAAGGAAGGCUAUGGGCUUUCUUGGAACCCAAAUCUCAGUGGGCACUUACUUAGUGCUUCAGACGACCAUACCAUCUGCUUAUGGGACAUCAGUGCAGUUCCAAAGGAAGGAAAAGUGGUAGCUGCGAAGACCAUCUUCACCCGGCAUACAGCAGUAGUAGAAGAUGUGUCCUGGCAUCUGCUUCAUGAGCCUCUUUUUGGGUCAGUUGCUGAUGAUCAGAAACUUAUGAUUUGGGAUACUCGUUCAAACAAUACUUCCAAGCCAAGCCACUCAGUUGAUGCUCACACUGCUGAAGUGAACUGCUUAUCUUUCAAUCCUUAUAGUGAGUUCAUUCUUGCCACAGGAUCAGCUGACAAGAGUGUUGCCUUGUGGGAUCUGAGAAAUCUGAAACUUAAGUUGCAUUCCUUUGAAUCACAUAAGGAUGAAAUAUUCCAGGUUCAGUGGUCCCCUCACAAUGACACUAUUUUGGCUUCUAGUGGUACUGAUAGAAGACUGAAUGUCUGGGAUUUAAGUAAAAUUGGAGAAGAACAAUCCCCAGAAGAUGCAGAAGAUGGCCCACCAGAGUUGUUUAUUCAUAGUGGUCACACUGCCAAGAUAUCUGAUUUCUCCUGGAAUCCCAAUGAACCCUGGGUGAUUUGUUCUGUAUCAGAAGAUAAUAUCAUGCAGGUGUGGCAAAUGGCAGAGAACAUUUACAAUGAUGAAGACCCUGAAGGAAGUGUGGAUCCAGAAGGACAGGGAUCCUAGAUAUGCCUGCACUUGUAGUUUUAGACUCCCCUUUUUAUUCUUUUCUACCCUGAGAUUGAUUUAACACUGGUUUUGAGACACAGACUUUGUUCAGCUAUCCCUCUAUAAUAGUAUCACCAACAAUGCCAUUAACCCAAGUAGUGGGUAUUUUAUAAAUAUUAAUUGGGGGACUUAAUUCAACAAAGCCACAGAUGUGUAUUUAAAUACUCUUCAGGAAUUUUCUAGUAAAAACCCUGGUCUAAAGUAGCUACGGAAAGGGAUAUGUUACGUGUGAUUAUUUUUCUUCCUAAGCUAUACCCCAGUUUUUCAGACUAAAGGCUAGAGUGAGUAAGGAAUAGAGCCAAAUGAGGUAGGUGUCUGAGCCAUGAAGUAUAAGUAUUGAAAGAUGUCAUU